UCCCGGGCCCGGUAUAAACGCGGUCACGGAGCCGCCCCGGGGACCGAUGUGGCCGGAGGCAGGAAGGGGAUGGAGCCGGCGGCGCUGCCCGGGGGCUGCUGUGAGGAGCGCUUGGCCUGCCUGGGGCCGGGGGGACACAGCUGUGGCUCUCACCACGGGACCCUCAUGGAGGGGGACUCCAGGGACCACCAAGAGGGGCUGACGGAGGACGACAUCUACUGCCGCUGCCUGUCCAAGGCGCUCUGCCACACGGCCACGCCGGUCACCGUCGGCUUCUACUCCCCCUGCGGCCACCGCCUCGACUCCCUGCUGGACAAGGUCGCCGCCUUCAUGCGGCAGGAGAUGGCCAGGCGGGAGGAGGCUGAGCUGCGCCGCGGGCAGCCGAAGCCCCGGAGCCCCCGGGGCUGGGGCUUGGCGCUGGCCCUCUGGUACCUGACCUUCUACAGCCCGAUCAUCACCGAGGCUCACCUGAGGAGGAAGAACCUGGAGUUCCUCUUCAUCCGCUUCAGCGCCUGGCAGUUCGCCGGCUGCGACAAGCUGUGGGCGGGACUGGUGACCACCCUGUGCGACAGCAUCCGGCAGCACUUCGGGGCUCUGCCCCUCAGCGUCUACCACGUCCUGGGGACCCCUCCCCGCUACGCCUCGGGCUUCGGCCGCCGGGAGUGGGCGCUGAAGACGGGAACCUGCCUGAAGCUCUGGGGCUUGCUCUUCGUGCUGGCCGCCGGCCUCACCAUCCUGCUGGUGGCCCUGCUGGUGCCGGGCAUCAAGGACCACCGGGCGCUGCAGGUGGUGGGCAGCGCCGUGGCCUCCCUCUCGGGCUCCAGCCUGGUGCUGGGAGCCUUCCACAUCCUCAAGAACCUGCUGGUGAGCGAGAAGCAGAAGAUCGAGCGGCUGACCAACAGCCAGCGCUUCGCGGGGCAGCUGGGCUUCAUGAGCAAGGUGCGGGGGGAGGUGGAGGCGCUGGUGGGCUUCCUCUCCUUCAUGGAGGUCUUCGAGCGCCGCCGGCUGCGGGUGGUGCUGGAGAUCACCAGCCUGGACCUGUGCCUGCCGGAGAAGGUGGCCGGGGUCCUGACGGCCAUGGGCACCCUGCUGGCGGCCGCCCACUCCCCUUUCAUCUUCAUCCUGGCCGUGGACCCCAGCGUGAUCGUGCCCUGCCUGGAGCAGGCGGGCUGCCUGAAGGGGCUGGCGGACAACGGCUACCUCUACCUCAGCCGGGUGGUGACUCUGCCCUUCUCCAUCCCGGCCAUGGGCGCCCGCUCCCGGCUGCGCUGCCUGGAGGCCGCCCUGGGCACCCGGGAGGACCUCAUGUACCGAAUCAUCACUUCCAACCUGGCCGAAGCCGCCCGCAGCCCCCCCGGCCGGCGCCGGCGCUCCCACCAGCACCACCACCACCACCAUCACCAUCACCAUCACCACCACCACCUCCCGGCGCCCCCCAGCUGGCGGGAGGUGGACGCCGAAGCCGCUCGCUGCAUCCGGGAGGCCUUCGGCUGCCUGCACGACGCCAGCCAGCCCCUGGCUCGCUACCUGCCCACCGACGGCGUCCACCUGCGCCGCAUCGUCAACACCAUCCCCAUCACCCUGCGCCUGCUGCUGCACCGAGCCCACUCCGCCGGCGCCAGCCCCUCCGCCGCCCACCCCUUCCCCGCGACGCCCCCCGGCGCCGGUGCCACCUUCCCCGCGCCCCCCGGUGCCACCUCCUUCCCCACGCCCCCCGGUGCCACCUUCCCCGCGUCCCCCGGUGCCACCUCUUUCCCCGCGCCCCCCGGUGCCACCUCCUUCCCCGCGCCCCCCGGUGCCACCUCCUUCCCCACGCCCCCCGGUGCCACCUCUUUCCCCGCGCCCCCCGGCGCCACCUCCUUCCCCGUGCUCCCCGGCACCGAUGCCACCUCUUCCCCCAUGCCCCCCGGCGCCGGUGCCACCUUCCCCGCGGCCCCCGACGCCACCUCCCCGCUGGCCGCCGCCGCCUGGGUGGUGCUGGCCGACCGCUGGCCCUGCAGGCUGAGCUGGGCGCUGCAGUGCCUGGAGGACGCCUGGCAGGCAGGGCUGGCACCGCAGCUGGAGGGCAGGACCCUGUGGAGCAUCUACCAGGAGCAGCUGGCGGAGCUCAGCGCCCUGCGGCAGCCUCUGCGCAACCUCCUGAGCCUGGACGGGGACCCGGAGCUGUUCCGCAGCUUCCUGGCCUGCGACUUCCCCUUCGGUGCCAGCCAUGCCCACCGCCUGCUGCCAGCCACCGUCAACCUCGACCACUCCAUCCGGCACCGCAUGGCGCUGCUGCGGGGCCUCGACCGCCUGCAGGGGGCUGCCCCCAGCGCCCCCGGCCGCGGCGGGCACCGCCCGGCCCCCGAGUGA
Dryobates pubescens (Downy woodpecker) is the source of this 2352-nucleotide messenger RNA. It is a transcript of the gene NKPD1, whose product is annotated as NTPase KAP family P-loop domain containing 1. The transcript has 4 exons. NCBI's taxonomy places the organism in Eukaryota, Metazoa, Chordata, Aves, Piciformes, Picidae. The coding region runs from base 70 to 2352 and encodes 760 amino acids. The record is from RefSeq and is a predicted model, not a curated record.